Colletotrichum truncatum is the source of this 255-nucleotide messenger RNA. RefSeq lists its product as uncharacterized. NCBI's taxonomy places the organism in Eukaryota, Fungi, Ascomycota, Sordariomycetes, Glomerellales, Glomerellaceae. The record is from RefSeq and is a predicted model, not a curated record.
AUGCUGGCGCUCAGCCUAAUUUUUGCGGCAGGCGCUUUUGCCUCGCCACUUAGUUCUUUGCAACAAGAGGACGGCUUCAGCUCAGCGAGCAAUGACACGUCUGGCGAUGUCCUGUUUGAGGUCAACGACUUCCUCGGCACCAACUACCGCAUCUCGUCCUUCUCCACCUACAACAACGUCAUCUCCGCCUGUAGUGACAAGUACGAGCCAAGCGGUGGUAGUGUGCCCAAACAAUCCACAGUCUUGCGAAGCUGA